Molecule: messenger RNA, 507 nt
Organism: Gongylonema pulchrum
Lineage: Eukaryota; Metazoa; Nematoda; Chromadorea; Rhabditida; Gongylonematidae
Source: the annotation of a GenBank genome assembly
AUGUAUAAAAAUGAAUUGAUAAUUAAACGUUAUGCACAGAGACGAUUGUACUAUGUGCACACCUAUGCAUUCAAGACGAUUUCCGAUCUAGUGGCAUAUCACACGCGCCUGAAAAAGCCUCUCAACCAGGACAACGUCUGUAUAAUCAGAGGUGUCGUUAAAAGCAACUGGCAACUUGCCCACGAGCAGAUAGAACGAAUUAAAAAAAUCGGCGAGGGUGCGUUUGGUGAGGUCUGGGAGGGCACUCUAAAUCUUGGUGUAUUUCGCGGACAGAUCCCGGUGGCAGUCAAAUCAUUACAUACGGGAAAUAUCAGCGCCGAAGAGCGUGCCAAAUUUUUACGCGAAGCGAAUCUAAUGCUGAAAUUAAGUCAUCCGAAUAUUAUCAAACUGUACGGUGUAGCAACCUCGAAGGACCCACUCAUGAUCGUCAUGGAGCUGGCCAGCGGAGGUUCGCUUCUGCAGCGAAUUCAGAACACCAUAAAUCCAGUAAAUUUUUGGAGCAAUUAG